This is a messenger RNA of Trichoderma aggressivum f. europaeum, 5271 nucleotides long. RefSeq lists its product as uncharacterized. The coding region runs from base 1 to 5271 and encodes 1756 amino acids. The record is from RefSeq and is a predicted model, not a curated record. Gene Ontology annotation, molecular function: protein binding. The transcript is spliced from 5 exons. NCBI's taxonomy places the organism in Eukaryota, Fungi, Ascomycota, Sordariomycetes, Hypocreales, Hypocreaceae.
AUGUUGGUCGCAGCGAUCGGGACUUAUUCCGUAACAGCCAUCCCCUUGGCAAUGGACAAUGUUUCAAGGUGGUUUCGGUGGCCAAAAGAUAUGCCGACUGAGAGUCAACAUCCGUCAAGAAGGGAACAGACACCUCAGCUGGAGAGAUCACUGGUGACCCAGUCAAAGAAAGAACUGACAUUUCGCGUACGGGGCGUGCCCAAUGACUGGGACAGAGACAAGCUUGAAUCAUUCCUGAUCGAAAGAGACAGCCCUGCUGGACCAGUGGUAAAAUCCUUGACCAAGGAGUUUCACGGACGCUCCCAGACAGCCACAGUCUCUUUUAGAAACACCUUCCAACUGCCACUAAGGAUCUCUCUGCCUGCACCUUACGGUCAAUUCGGUCAGCUGCAGAAUCUGACGCUUGAUCAUGACUUUCUCAGCAUUACCAGUCUUUUCGCCCCUGCGCAUCAAAAUCACAACGUUGACAUUGUCGCAAUCUCUGGCCUUGGCGGACACGCAUUUGGAUCAUUUAAAGAGCGGGAUGGAGAGCACAUGUGGCUAAGAGACGCGCUCCCACAUAGUAUCACCAAUGAAAGUGGCGAGCCAAUUGCACGCAUUAUGGUGUAUGGCUACGAGUCAAGUCUUCCGAACAGCGAUAGAUUUCAAAACUUGGAAGACCUUGGGACGAACCUCCAUUCAGAUCUUCGAACGCUUAUAUUUGACGACUCGUUCAAACCCAUUGUAUUCAUUGCUCAUAGCCUAGGCGGAUUGAUCGUCAAACAGUUUCUUAUAUCACUCUCUAAGUCAAAGGAUGAGGUGGAUCAAAAAUUAAGGCGUGCAGUUUACGGUAUUGCUUUUUUUGGAGUACCGCACGACGGUAUGGACAUUCAUUCGCUCAUCCCUAUGGUUGGGGAUGGACCAAAUCGAUUUUUGCUGGAAUCCAUAGGGUCCAACAAUUCGCAGAUCCUCAGCAUCCAACAGCGUGAGUUUUCAGAUGCACUGGGGGACCAAGGCGAGACUGAGAUUGUUUCAUUCUACGAAACCCGCUUUUCCCCGACCGCAUUACAGGAUGAAAGUGGUAGAUGGACCAUGUCGGGUGAACCAGCCGUCUUGGUAUCGAAAGCAUCCGCCACACACUGCCGGCCUUGUGAGAACAGACCAGAACAUAUUUGCGCCAUCAAUCGCACACACUCAGAAAUGGUCAAGUUCGCGCAGGAAGAUCCCGAAUACAACAGGGUACUCGGACGAAUAAGGAGCCUCGCUCAGCGUGCGAUUACAGCGCGAAGGAGCCCUAUACAGUCAAAUAUGGCUCAGGAAGAACGGAAAUACCCGCAUUUUCCAGGCCCGACACAGCCAAGUUUGUCCCAGGAAGAACGGAAAUGCCUUCAAUCGCUAGCUUUUAGGCAGAUGCAUGAUCGCGGCAACGAUAUUGAACAUGCUGCCCAAGGGACAUGCGAGUGGCUGCUCAAACACGAUACAUAUAUAAGUUGGGCCGCAUCCCAUGGAGGUCUACUAUGGAUUAAAGGAAAGCCAGGCGCUGGGAAGUCUACGCUGCUCAAAUACGCGAUAAGCAAAUAUCAUGAUAUAUCCAGAGCAAGUGGCAAUGCUCUGGUCAUUUCUUUCUUCUUUCAUGGCCGUGGUGGCGCUCUCCAAAAGACUCCACUCGGAUUCUUGCAAUCUAUACUUCAUCAGAUUCUUAAGAAGGCUCCAGAAGCUCUUUCAGACCUUGUAGGUGCCUACCAACAGAAGUGUAUAGAUAUGGGCGAUCCUCCUGGAAAGUGGUAUUGGCAUGUGAAAGAGUUGUGGGGUUUCUUGGAAUUAUCUCUUCCGAGAAUCUUAACGGAUCGCUCGAUUUGGUUGUUUGUUGAUGCGCUUGACGAAUGUGGUGAAGCUGAUGCAAAACAGCUUGUGCAGAGAUUUAAACGAUUACUUCAGACAUCAGCACCACGUCCUGCUUGGAUCCAAUUUAAUAUUUGCUUCAGUUGUCGUCAUUAUCCAAUACUGAAUGCUCCGGAAAUGUUUGAGAUAUGGCUCGAAAUGGAAAACAAUAGCGACAUUUCCAUUUACGUGAAAUCCGAACUCAAAAUAUCUUUUUUCGAGCAGACGACACCAUCUGUGAUUCAGAAUUUGAUUAUUGGCCGUGCUUCUGGCAUUUUCUUAUGGGCGCGGUUAGUGGUGAAACAGGUUCAGGAUCUCGAGCUAGAGGGUUUCGGACCAAAUAAGAUCGAGGCGAUCAUCCGGACUAUCCCCGAAGACCUUCAUGAACUAUAUAAAACGCUUAUACAUGGAAUGGGGCCACCUUCUUUGAGACUGAUACAAUGGGUCUGCUUUGCAACGAGGCCUUUGACUACGGAAGAGCUUCGAUGGGCGCUGGUCGUAGACGCCAAAUUUUCGUCAUUACAAGAGUGUCAAAAAUCAGAGGAUUACAUACCAAAUAGCGAGCGAAUGAAUCAGCAAGUUAUAAAGCUCAGUCGAGGGCUUGCUGAAGUUACCCAGAGGUCUGAUACUCGGGGAUAUAGUAUUCAGAGAUACGAUACUGAGGGGUCGGAUACCGAGGGGUUGGACUCUCAGGUUGUCCAAUUCAUCCACCAGUCUGUUAAAGACUUCUUCAUGAACGAGGGCCUGGUAGCUCUGGACAACAUAUCGGCAUCGGCUACUGAGUUGAUCGGAAUGGCACAGCUCGAGCUGUCAAAAACAUGCAUCUGUUACUUGAAGAUGGAGGAAAUUAGUCACUCAGUAAGUGACGAGAGCGACAAACUGAAAGAGAAAUUUCCCUUUCUGCACUAUGCCACGACCUCGUGGGUAUUGCACUCACAACAAAGCGAUACCAAGGGCAUUCCUCAGGGAGUUCUACUAAGUUUAUUUGCAUGGCCAUCCAAUGUCACUUUUAACCUAUGGACGCGUAUCUUUAGGGAUAUAGUCGGAUAUUCUGAGCAUUGUCCAUCGGCAAAGACCACUCUUGUACACAUUGCAGCGAGGUAUCACAUUGUGGGAGCAUUGAAGGCCAUCCUAGAACAUGACGAUCCAACUUUCAUGAAUAUUGACUCAAAAGAUGAAGAUGGCCGGACGCCUCUCUCAUGGGCUGUGGAGCAUAGGCACGAGGGUAUUGCUCAGUUGCUGCUUGAUGCAGGAGCUGAAGUUGACUCAACAGACAAAGCUGGCUGGAUACCGCUAUUAUGGGCUGUAAAAAACGGCCAUGAGGCUAUGGCUAAGCUGCUGCUCAAUGCAGGGGCUAAAGUUGACUCAACCGAUAAUAAAUAUCACAGGACGCUACUGUCAUGGGCUGCCAAGCACAAGUAUGAAGCUGUGGUCAAGCUGCUGCUUAACGCAGGAGCUGAAGUAAAUUCAAAGGAUACAUCUGGCUGGACACCGCUGUUAUGGGCUGUAAGAAACAGUCAUGAGACUGCAGCUAAGCUGCUUCUAAAUACAGGAGCUGAAGUUAAUUUAGCAGAUAAGAAGAGCCGGACGCCGCUGCUAUGGGCAGUAGAGAACAGGCAUGAGGCUAUAGCCAAGUUACUGCUUGAUGCAGGAGCUGAGGUUAACUUAAAAGAUAAAGAUGGCUGGACGCCAUUAUCAUGGGCAAUAAUGCACGGUUAUAAGCCCUUGAUUAAGCUACUGCUUGAUGCAGGGGCCGAAAUUGAUUUUAAAGAUACUUUCGAUGGGCAGGCGCCGCUAUCAUGGGCUUCAAGAAAUGGAUAUGAAACUGCAGUUAAGCUGCUGCUUGAUGCAGGAGCUGAAGUUGACGCUAGAGAUAAUUCUGAUAGACUGGCGCCGCUAUCAUGGGCUGUAAGAGAAGGGCACAAAACUGUGGUUAAGCUGCUGCUUAACACAGGGGCUGAAGUUGAUUCCAGAAAUAAGUUCAAUGUCCGGACGCCGCUAUCAUGGGCUUCGGAAAACGGGAAUGAGGCCGUGGUUAGGUUGCUGCUUGCUGCAGGAGCUGAAGUUGAUUCUCAAGAUAAUCUCUGUCGCCAAACGCCGCUAUCAUGGGCUUCAAAAGAAGGACACGAAACUGUUGUUAAGCUGCUGCUUACUGCAGGAGCUGGAGUUAAUUCUCAAGAUCAUAACAACAAAACGCCGCUAUCAUGGGCUUCAGAAAAAGGGCAUGAGGCCGUGGUUAAGAUACUGCUUGAUGCAGGAGCUGGAAUUGAUGAUGGAAAUCCUUAUAAUAACCAGAAGCCGCUAUCAUUAGCUUCAAAGAACGGUUACGAGGCCGUGGUUAAGCUAUUGCUUAAUGCAGAAGCUAAAGUUGGUUCUCAAAAACGUAAUAGCAAUUGGCCGCUAUUAUUCGCUUCACACAACGGGCACGAGGCCGUGGCUAGGCUGCUGCUUGAUGCAGGAGCUGAAGUUAAUUUUCGAGAUCAUCAUAACUACACAUCGCUAUCAUUAGCUUCAAAGAACGGUUACGAGGCCGUGGUUAAGCUACUCCUUGAUGCAGGAGCUGAAGUUGAUUCUCAAAAUCAUAAUAGCAAUACGCCGCUAUUAUUAGCCUCAGAGGACGGGCACGAGGUUGUAGCUAAGUUAUUACUCAGUGCAGGAGCUAACCCUAAUAUUAAGGGUUAUAACUUUGGCUGGACUCCGCUGUUAUUAGCUUCACAGAACGGGCACAACGCCAUAGUUAAGCUGCUGCUUACUGCAGGAGCGGAAGUGGAUUUUAAAGAUCCCAAAGAUCAGACCCCGCUGUCAUUGGCUACAAUGAACGGACAUGAAAACGUGGUUAAGCUCCUGCUUGAUGCAAGAGCCAAAGUUGAUUCAAAAGAUAUUUACAACCAGACGCCGUUAUUGCGCGCUUCGUCAGGGGGGUAUAAGGCUAUGGUUAAGCUGCUACUUAACGCAGGAGCUGAAGUCGACUAUAAAGAUCAAAAUAACCGGACUCCACUAUCAUGGGCUUCAGGAUAUGGAUAUGAGCCCGUGGUUAAGCUGCUGCUUAAUGCAGGAGCUAAAGUUAAUUCUAAAGAUAGUUACAACCAGACGCCGCUGUUGUUAGCUUCAACGAAGCUACACGAAACCGUGAUUAAGCUUUUACUGGAUGCAGGAGCUGAAGUUGAUUUCAAAGAUCACAAUAACCGGACACCGCUGUCACUAGCUUCAGGACACGGAUAUGAAAACGUGGUUAAGAUGCUCCUUGAUGCAGGAGCUAAAGUUGGUUCAAAAGAUAGUUUCAACCAGACGCCGCUGGGAUGGGCUGUAACAAACCGACACAAAACCGUUGUUAAGCUGUUGCUUGAUGCAGGAGUUAAAUUUAAUUCAAAAGAUUAUGUUAACCGGACGCCACUGGCAUCGACUAUAUAA